Molecule: messenger RNA, 1213 nt
Organism: Selaginella moellendorffii
Lineage: Eukaryota; Viridiplantae; Streptophyta; Lycopodiopsida; Selaginellales; Selaginellaceae
Product: gamma-glutamylcyclotransferase 2-3
Exons: 9
Coding region: 378-1031 (217 amino acids)
Biological process (GO): glutathione catabolic process
Cellular component (GO): cytoplasm
Molecular function (GO): gamma-glutamylcyclotransferase activity; glutathione specific gamma-glutamylcyclotransferase activity
Source: RefSeq, a predicted model, not a curated record
AUAGGGAGAGCGCAAAAACGUGUGCCCCCUUGGUCGAUUGAUUCGUCCAAUCGAUCGGGAGGGAGAUUUGCUACUCCUCCUCUCGGCUCCCUGCGCAACGCGAUUCGGUUCCAGCGCCUUGAAUGUGGGUUUUGGCGGCGAUCUCCUCUUCUUUUCUAGGCCUCCCGGCGAGGGAUUGAUGGCGCUAUAGCGAGCGAGGCGCGAGAUCUGUCGUGGAGCUCCGCAAAUCUGCCCGGGCCGCGCUCUCUCUAGCUCGCAUUGUGCCCUGACUCACGCAAAUCUCGUGCGCCGCCCGGGCUUCUUACUCACAUCACAGCUCUCCAAAUCUUUUGUUCUAAGCGAUUGGAGGAGAAAACCCCCGAGUUAAGGGAAAGAGAAUGGUACUAUGGGUUUUCGGCUAUGGAUCUCUGGUGUGGAGGGCUGGAUUCAAUUACGACGAGCGUGUUGUUGGCUACAUCAAAGGCUACCAGCGCGUGUUCUAUCAAGGUAACACUGAUCAUAGAGGAACUCCUGAGAAUCCCGGGAGGUGUGUGACCCUUCUCCCCAAGGAAGAAUCCAUUUGUUGGGGGGCUGCGUACCGAGUUUCUGGCAAAGAUUCCGAGGAGCUUGUUUUGUCGUAUUUGGAGCUCCGGGAGAAAGAGUAUGACGUAAGAGCCUACAUUGACUUUUACACAGUGGACUCGCCAGCGCAGCCAGCCCUCCGUGGAGUUUUAGUAUACAUUGGCUCGCAGAACAAGCAAAACAAUAAAUACUAUCUUGGUCCAGCACCGAUUGAGGACAUGGCCAGCCAAAUUGCUAGAGCUGUCGGACCCUCCGGUCCAAACUACGAGUACCUGUUUCGCUUAGAGGAAGCGCUCUGCGAGAUUGGAUGUGCCGAGGACGAACUGAUUGAGCUCGCAGACGAAGUUCGCAAGCUACUCGGUGGUGCCAAUGGAACCAAUGGAGCCAAUGGAGUAAAGAAGCUCAAUGGAAUGUGCACACACCACGUCCAGAAGAUUGGCAAGCAGGUGAACGGAGCUCUCGCGCACUAACAAAACAGAAGUUACGUUUUUUUGGACGAACCAUACAACUAUUCUUGCACACGGGGGCCAAUGCUAAUGGAUUUGACCCCAUGGAUCACAGCAAAACGUUAUCGACGAGGCCAUUGAUCAAUGCCUGUUAUGUACCACUUAUCAAACACUGAAAAACCUUUUUGUGUAGACCCUUCCAUUUU